CAGGUGGGCGGGUCUUUGUGGGUAGGCUCUAUCAACAGUAUGGCGGACGAUGGCGACAAUUCGAGUGGAGCAGUUGACACUAGUGGCGGGCAGAGAACUUCAGAGGAGUCUGACGGGUUCAGUAUUAGCGGGAUGCUGUUAAAUUUAAGUAUUUUAGUUUUAGUGGUUACGAUCUGCUAUGUUAUUUAUCGGCGAUGGGGUAAACGGAUUGGUGCUGACGCGGCCCAGGCARGCGAGGCCUCAUCUCUUCCAAAGAUGAGAAGACGUGAUUUCACUUUGGAGCAACUUGGGGAAUACGAUGGACUUCAAAACCCCCGGAUCAUGAUGGCAGUUAAUAUGAAAGUAUUCGAUGUUACCACCGGCAAAAAGUUUUAUGGUCGAGACGGUCCAUAUGGUAUCUUUGCGGGCCGGGAUGCAUCGAGGGGUCUGGCCACGUUCUGUUUGGAGAAAGAUGCCCAGGAGGAGUAUAUGAACCUGUCAGACCUCAACGCUGUUCAGAUGGAGUCAGUCAGAGAGUGGGAGAUGCAGUUCAUGGAAAAAUAUGAUUAUGUUGGUCGGCUAUUAAAGCCCGGGGAUGAGCCUUCAGAAUACACGGAUGAAGAGGACAUCAAGGACCACCUGAAACAUGACUGAACUGUUGCCCUGUUCUGUUCACACCACCAACCAAAGCC
Molecule: messenger RNA, 671 nt
Organism: Salvelinus sp. IW2-2015
Lineage: Eukaryota; Metazoa; Chordata; Actinopteri; Salmoniformes; Salmonidae
Product: membrane-associated progesterone receptor component 2-like
Cellular component (GO): membrane; endomembrane system; endoplasmic reticulum
Source: RefSeq, a predicted model, not a curated record